Alternaria hordeiaustralica is the source of this 858-nucleotide messenger RNA. RefSeq lists its product as uncharacterized. The record is from RefSeq and is a predicted model, not a curated record. The coding region runs from base 1 to 858 and encodes 285 amino acids. NCBI's taxonomy places the organism in Eukaryota, Fungi, Ascomycota, Dothideomycetes, Pleosporales, Pleosporaceae. The transcript has a single exon.
AUGAGGACCAGUACACUCAGGUAUUGCGCACUUAUCGACCAUGUUCUGGACAAGAACAGUCCACUACUCACGGCGUCCCAAAUCGCAAAUCUGGAUCGUACGCAGUCAGAAUACGAAAACUUCGCUGAUGCCCAUAUCGAACAUUACGCGCAGCAGGAAUGUCGGGCAUUGUGUACCGCCAUGCAACAUAAGCUUCCCCGCGAGCUCCGGGACAUGAUAUACGACCACAUCCUGUCCCCUGCUCGAGAUGAACCGGUUAUCAUCAACAACGAAUACUUCGAAAUCGUCGACGAGCCAUACCGGGACAUUAUUGCGGGUUACGCCGAGGAACGCGGAUACGGAUACGCGCAUAUGUGUAGCGAGAAAUUUGUCGAUUUGGACACUAUGAGCGAGUUUGCACGUCGCUGGUAUUAUCAUACCAAAUUGUGGCUGUUCCUCACACCUACGGAGGUCGCUGAGUUCUUCGGGACUGAUAUCUGGGGUCUCGGUCUGGAAGGCGAUCGUCUGCUGCGCCAUGUCGAGGUCGAGUUGUGCGAACAAUUCGACGAAGACGACGCCACUCCACUCCGACAAUGCCUAUUCAAGCUCGCGCCUGGCGCAUCGAUCGUCUUCCACCUGCGAGUAGAUUACAUUUAUGGCCCAGGUGAGUACACGUAUGACGAGGAAUUCACCAUGUGCCUCCUCUCCGAACGCGUGAGCGCGCUAUUUCCUCUGAUGCUGCAGCUGAUCGAGGCUGGCUAUGAAUUGUAUGGGGCGCUGGAUGGGUAUGAAGACUUUCGCGUCACGCCUGCCACUCUGGACCGAGAAAUCUGGAAAGACACGCUGAUGGCGCAUUGCGAAGGCCGUGAUUGUGGGUAG